AGUGGUUAUGCAUUUCAAAAUGUGUUUGAAGCUAGUAAAACCAAUCAAUGUUUCUUUAUCAGAGGCUACCAUUAUGCUCUAACUUUUUUGUUUCCAGUCACAGUUCCUCGCAAUUUCCAAUUACUGGAUGAGCUUGAAGAAGGGCAGAAGGGUGUUGGAGAUGGUACAGUCAGCUGGGGCCUUGAAAAUGAUGAAGAUAUGACUCUUGCUAGAUGGACAGGAAUGAUCAUUGGACCCCCAAGAACAAAUUAUGAAAAUAGAAUAUACAGCUUGAAAAUAGAAUGUGGACCUAAAUACCCAGAAGCCCCUCCUACAGUUAGAUUUGUAACAAAAAUAAACAUGAAUGGAAUAAAUAAUUCCAAUGGCAUGGUAGUGGAUUCACGAAGCAUACCUGUUUUAGCCAAGUGGCAAUGUUCAUAUAGCAUUAAAAUUGUUCUCCAAGAACUUAGACGCAUGAUGAUGUCCAAAGAAAAUAUGAAGCUUCCGCAGCCUCCGGAAGGACAAACUUACAACAAUUAA
Staurois parvus is the source of this 519-nucleotide messenger RNA. Lineage: Eukaryota; Metazoa; Chordata; Amphibia; Anura; Ranidae. The record is from the annotation of a GenBank genome assembly.